Molecule: messenger RNA, 1317 nt
Organism: Symbiodinium sp. CCMP2592
Lineage: Eukaryota; Dinophyceae; Suessiales; Symbiodiniaceae
Source: the annotation of a GenBank genome assembly
AUGCUUUGCAGGGCCACCGAAUGGAAGGAGGGGGAUAUUCAGGAGCCAUCCUCCGGCAUCCACCGAUCUUUGGCGAUGGACUUUGAUGCUGUGUAUCAAGGGCAGCAUGAUGUGUUGAGCCGUGCUGCUGCUCCGAUGGCUCCUGUCGAAGAGGCAUCGUCAUCGAUGCAUGGCCCAUGCAUGGAGACCUUGCUUGAGGAUGCAGAUGAGCCAAAGAGUGCAGAGGAGUCCCAGCAGGAGCCAGAGAUUGCGGAGGAGCCCGAGCCGGAGAUGGAGAGUGCAGAGGAGCCUGAGCCCAGUUCCGGGGUUUGUGGUCCUAUGCCAUUGGAGGUUUUGGCGCCAGAGCCAUCGGUCCAUGGAAGUGAGGCGGAAGAUUUGCUGCAGGUGGAGGGUGAGGCAUUCGACCACCAGCAGCAGGUCGAGCUGCGGCAGAAGUUGCAGGAGAAGAAUCGCGCUCGCGGCGGAGGUCGCGGUCGCUCCCGUGGCCGUGGCAGGGGCAGGGGUCGAAAGGCACCGCCGCCCAGUGAAAAUGAUGAAGAGAAUGAAGAGUUGGUAACUCCGAAUGCCAGAGGGGCUGCAGUGCCAGAGGAGACACCCAUGGACAAGGCUUGCAGGACGAAGCGCGGUGCUGCCUCGGAGGAGCCUGUGGAGCCCAAGCCCAAGCGGGCGAAGGCAGCAGCGAAGAAAGGGGCGGCCAAGAGAAUGAUGAAGCGACCAGCUGCAGCCAGACGCAUUGCUGAGGAGCAGCCCGUCCAUGCUGAGGCAAUCGUGCCUGAGGCAAAUGGUGCAGAAGCUUCCAUGCCUGAUGCAGAUGGGAUGACCGAGCCAAGUGUGCCAGAGCCGUUGGAUGAUGCAGAGCCUGAGCCAAGAGUGGUUGAGCCGUUGGCUGAUGCAGAGCCUGAGCCCAGAGUGCCUGUGCCAUUGGCUGAAGAGCCGGAGGAGGCACCCAUGGGUGGUGAUGGGCAUGAGGAUGUGCCGGACGAGGUGGUGCCACCUCGCGGUCGUGGUCGUGGCCGUGGUCGCGGUGCCAAAGGCCUUUCCGAGGAGAAUCGCAAGAUUUGCAGGGCGCUGGUCCAGCAUGGGCGGAAUUACAAGCUGGAGCUGUAUUGGACCAGGAGUGUGAUCGGAGUUCGCCAGAAGAAUGGCCCACAGGUCUGGAGCAUGAGCUUCAAGAAUUUGAAGGUCGGCAUCCUCGUGGCCAACGAGAUUGUCUCCCUGUUGGAUCGUGAUAUGAACAUCCAUGGUGAGGAGAUGACGAAUACCAUCAGGAACUUCCGUUCAGAGCUUGAGGAGCAGUAUGGAGAAGUUUGGCCGUGA